This is a messenger RNA of Ilyonectria robusta, 300 nucleotides long. RefSeq lists its product as uncharacterized. The record is from RefSeq and is a predicted model, not a curated record. NCBI's taxonomy places the organism in Eukaryota, Fungi, Ascomycota, Sordariomycetes, Hypocreales, Nectriaceae. The coding region runs from base 1 to 300 and encodes 99 amino acids. The transcript has a single exon.
AUGAGCCAAAUCAGAAGCAUAGCCCAGGUGAGAAGCAGCGAGGCUAUCCAUGACAUCUUUGGCGCCGGGGCUGCUAUUGGCAUCACUGGCGGUAGCUGUAACGCCUGCAUGAUGCCCGCCGACUGGGCUUACGCGCGCCAUGGCACCUCAUCGGCUGGGCACGACACCUACCAUGGGGUGGCCGCUCUCGUAGUCGCCGACGGCAUCGAGGAGUGUCGCCUUGCUGUGCGGCAGCAGAUUCGGCGGGGUCCCCCGUGCAUCAAGAUUGCCGCUUCCGCAUGGAAAAUACAGAUACGAUGA